AUGGACUUUGAAAUAGAUGUUAUUUUUGAGGUGUGCGAGGGGAUCUUCUUCUCCAUUGAAGUUAAUCGUUUUGAAACAAUCCGUGAUAUCAAAGAAAAGAUCCAAACCAUCUACCAAAUUCCCAUAUCCCAACAGUAUUUCAUUUUCAAAGGCCAACUUCUCCAAGACCAUCUCUACGUCUAUACAACUCCGAUCCUUCACCACUCACACAUUCGUCUAUUUAUUCCUACCACCAAUGCCGAAAACCUUGCGCCCCCGCCACCGCCCCCGCCGCCGCCACCCAUGCAUGGCCCUUUUUUUCGGGCACAACCGCUGCAACCUUCAACACUUCCAAGAAUCGAAUACGAUCCGCUUCUGAUGCCGGAUAUCUCGUCGUUAUCGCAGCGGCGGGUGAUGACGACAUUGACGGCGAGCGUGAAAAUGCCAAAGUCCAAAGAUCGUGUCCGUAUAGAAUUGGAUAGAGAGGACACUGUUGGGAAGCUGAAGGAAAAGAUUGCGGCGCACGAAGACAUGCAAGGUGUGCCUGUGGAUAGGAUCGCGCUGCAGUUGCAUUCAAUGCGCCAGGAAUUGAACGACCACGUGGCUCUGCAAGAUUAUUCAGUCGUAGACAAUCCUGAGAUUGAUGUGUUCUUGAAGCCGGCUCUUCCUGCGGCCGGCCGCGGAAGAACGCAGUCUGGGAAGCUGAAAGUGAAGGUGUUGCCGAUGCUAACAAAUGAAAGGAUCGAGAUAGAGGUGUUUCCUCUGGACACGGUGUCCGUGUUGAAACCGAAGCUGGAAGAGUUGCAGCGGAGGCUACGGUUCCGUCUUCCGGAAGGUAACGGUUAUUUUUUCAUUCACAGACAACAAGAUAUGCAUGAAGACCAAUCAUUUCAUUGGCACGGAGUUAGAGAUGGUGAUACCAUUGAAACUUUUGAUGGAUUCAUUAUAACAAACUCAUCAUCUUAA
Messenger RNA from Vigna angularis (adzuki bean), 945 nucleotides. RefSeq lists its product as uncharacterized. The transcript has a single exon. Gene Ontology annotation, cellular component: cytosol; nucleoplasm. Gene Ontology annotation, biological process: proteasome-mediated ubiquitin-dependent protein catabolic process. NCBI's taxonomy places the organism in Eukaryota, Viridiplantae, Streptophyta, Magnoliopsida, Fabales, Fabaceae. Bases 1 to 945 code for a protein of 314 amino acids. Gene Ontology annotation, molecular function: proteasome binding; polyubiquitin modification-dependent protein binding; ubiquitin binding. The record is from RefSeq and is a predicted model, not a curated record.